Messenger RNA from Fusarium coffeatum, 1242 nucleotides. RefSeq lists its product as uncharacterized. NCBI's taxonomy places the organism in Eukaryota, Fungi, Ascomycota, Sordariomycetes, Hypocreales, Nectriaceae. The record is from RefSeq and is a predicted model, not a curated record. Gene Ontology annotation, molecular function: cyclin-dependent protein serine/threonine kinase activity; RNA polymerase II CTD heptapeptide repeat kinase activity; ATP binding. The coding region runs from base 1 to 1242 and encodes 413 amino acids. Gene Ontology annotation, cellular component: transcription factor TFIIK complex; transcription factor TFIIH holo complex; nucleus. Gene Ontology annotation, biological process: positive regulation of transcription by RNA polymerase II; protein phosphorylation. The transcript is spliced from 2 exons.
AUGGCGCUUUCACCAGUAGUAACACAUACGACUGAGGCCGGUCAGGCGCAAACCCUCGGGCGCGCGAUCUCUUCGCCCCUCAAGAAUGUCACCUCGCAAACCUCUUCUUCCAAUGGAACGCCUAUGCCUCCUGUUACUUCUGCGCCUGCGCCCACGAGCAUCCCUACGACACUCGAUCUCGCGGAGCAGAUGAACGAUGAAGAGAAGCGCAAAUAUGUCAAGGGCAAGAAGCUAGGUGAAGGUACCUACGCCGUAGUUUUCUUGGGCCACCUCCGCUCAAAGCCCAGCACCCUCGUGGCCAUCAAGAAGAUCAAGGUCCAGAAAGAAUAUGACGAAGGCAUGGCUCCCGACGCCGUCCGCGAAUUGAAGCAUCUCCAGGAGCUCUCUCAUCCCAACAUUAUCUCGCUCCUCUCUGUCUUCUCCUCCAAAGAUCAGAACCUCAACCUCGUUCUCGAGUACCUGCCCCGAGGCGACCUGGAAAUGCUCAUCCGCGAUACCGAAUCCGUCCGUUACGGUGCUGCAGACAUCAAAACCUGGAUGAGCAUGCUCACUCGCGCUGUCUGGUUCUGCCACGAGAACUUUGUCCUCCAUCGUGAUAUCAAGCCAAACAACUUGUUGAUCGCGGACGACGGCGAGGUCAAGCUUGCUGAUUUUGGUCUGGCGCGCAGCUUCGCAGAUCCCCAUCAGCUCAUGUCCUCGCGCGUCAUUACUCGAUGGUACCGACCCCCUGAGCUGCUCUUCGACGCGAAGCACUACAGCGGCGCAGUCGAUGUCUGGUCCGUUGGUACCGUCUUUGCCGAGCUCGUCAUGCGUGCGCCCUAUCUUCCUGGAAAUACAGAUCUCGACCAGGUCCGUCUCGUUUGCGAGCUCGUUGGUACUCCGACGGACGACAUCUGGCCUGGCGUUACUAAACUUCCUGGCUAUGCUGUUCCCGGGCAACACCCCGUGCGUGGGAAGGACUGGUACGAGAUGCGAUUCGGUACAGUUGGUUCCGAUGGUGUAGAUCUGCUCAUGAAGACCCUUAUUCUGGAUCCGAAGAAGCGCAUCACUGCCCGUGGUAUGCUCGAGCACCCUUGGUGGCACUCUGAGCCCAAGCCCACACGCAAGCAGGACCUCCCUCGCAAGGGCGGUACAGGAGCCGACGACAAGAUGGGUGCUGAUCUCAAGCGUCGUCCAGGCGUGAUUGACGACGACAGAGGUUCAAAGGUUGCUCGUAAGCUCGAUUUUGGCGGUAUGAAAUAG